Molecule: messenger RNA, 3010 nt
Organism: Eucalyptus grandis
Lineage: Eukaryota; Viridiplantae; Streptophyta; Magnoliopsida; Myrtales; Myrtaceae
Product: COP1-interactive protein 1
Exons: 3
Coding region: 1118-2719 (533 amino acids)
Source: RefSeq, a predicted model, not a curated record
GCCAAAUCUCGCCACCGAUUAAAUUUAAAUCGCCCUCCCCCCUUGGCCUAUUAAAUCCGAUUUCCCGGAUUUUAUUUUAAAUUGGUUUCAGAUCUGUUUGAGGUGACGGAUCCGAUUCCCAGCCUGAUCUUAGGCCCUAACUCAACCUUCAUGGAUGAACCCUGUGGAGACUCGCUUUCGCUACGGCUCUAAUGGGUUUUCACAACUUCCCAGAGUGAGCUAAAAGUCUGUAACAAGAGAUGAGACGGUUUCAGCAGAAUCAAGUAACAAAGUCUUCCACAAGAGAAAUUGAUGCGGAGAAGGUCAAAUUAGUGACUAAAGCAGAUACUGAAAAAAAGGUUGCAAGAAUCUUGGAGCUCAUAAAGAACGAAAGCCAAAGCAGAAAACGCGGGGCAAAGAACUCGAAGAGAGAGCCAGAACUUGUCGGGCUCGUCGAGGACUUCCUACGACAGUAUCAGUUGCUCUAUGCAGAGUAUGAUCAUCUUAAGCAGGACCGAGAUAAAAAUGAUCCCAGAAGAAGCAAGACAGACGAUUCUCUGUCCACCUCCAACUCCGACUCCGACUCCGAAUAUUUUUCUUCUGAGGAAAUCGACUGCAAUUUAGGAGAAUCGAAGCAUGAUCGACUGGCGGCAAAAAGUGUUCCUCAAAAGCUUGAGGAUGAUAACAAGGAAAUGAUCAUCCUAAGAAAUCAUUUGGCUUCAAUUAGGAAAGAGAGAGAAACUUUGAGUACAGAGCAUAUGGCUGCCCAGAGCAAGCUCAAGGAAGCGGAGAAUGUUAUCAAAGAACUGAGGCUAGAAGGGAGCACCGCCCUGAGCAAGAUCCAAGAAGCGGAGAAUGUUAUCAAAGAACUGAGGCUAGAAGGAGCACUGCCCUGAGCAAGAUCCAAGAAGCGGAGAAUGUUAUCAAAGAACUAAGGCUAGAAGUGAGCGAGAGGAAGAGAGAACUGUCAACUCUUUCAAAGAAGCAUCAAGUCCUAGAAGUUGAAGCAUCGCUGAGGACAAAGAAGUUGGAGGGACAGAUAGGUGGCUUGAAAUCUGAAUUGCAGUCUCUGCGCUGCCACAAAAGUGAUUUAGAAGCAGAGAUUCAGAGCCAAGCUAGCAAAGCCAAACAGCUGAAAAUGGAAAGUGAAGGGCUUCAGGCUUGCAUUAUGGAACUUAAACUCAAUUCUGAAAGCAAAGAAAUUGAGAUGUCUGAUCUCCUAAAGAAACUUGACGACAAUGAGAACAGUGCAAAAUCUAGAUCUGCAGAGUCGGAGGAACAAGUCAGGAUUCUGCAAAUGGAGGUGAGCUCUCUACAUGUUGAGAAAUGCAUGAUGGAGGAAACUGUAGAAUGUUUACAGAAGAAACUGCUGGCUAACGAAAAGGAUUUAGAUCGGAUUAACACUUUGAAUGAAGAAGUAAAGCUUCUAGAGAGCCAGAUAGCUAAGUUUGAAGGAAGGGAAGCAGAAAUCGAACAGAACUUGAUUCAAAUACGAACUCUCGAAGAAGAAUUAACAAGUAUGUUUGAAGACAAAGAGAGAGUAACUGAGGAGAAGAACCGCCUUGCUGCGCAGGUCAAGGACAUGAAGCUAAAAUUGGACGCUCUUCGUGUGAGGGAGAAUGAUCUGCUAGAGCAGAUUCGGAAUCACGUCCACGAGAACAAUCAGUGUAGACAGGAAAAGGAGGAAUUGGAAGCCAGGUUCGUGGAAUUGGAGAGCAAAUCGAUAGAAAGGGGAAACGAGCUCUCAGCUCUGCAGGAUAAACUUAAGGCUGAUGGGGAUGCAUACUCUUCGCAUAUAUCUGCCUUGACGGUCCGAGCUAAGAAACUGCAAGAGGAUGUCAAUUCUUUGCUGACCCUGAAGAAGCAGCUGGAGUUGCAUAACGAGAAAGACAGACAAGAAUCUUCGCCAAGGUUCAACGGUGUUCGCAUUGAGAACAAGUCAAGUGAGCAGGAAGUUAUUACUCCUCGCAGGUUGGCUAGGAAAUAUAGGCAAGCUAGGAGUUUGUUGCAAGAACCAAUGGACGCUCAGUUCCUAGAAAGGAGAAUGGAAGAAUUGGCGGAUGAGUUCCGCAUGCACUUCGAAGAUAAUGUACGCCUGAUGAGCCAACGUAUCCUGGUCUUGGAGCAGCUACACAUGGAGAACAAGGAUAGCUACAAGAUGAUGAAAGAGAGGUUUCAGCGAGAGCAUGAGGCGCUUAAGGAUCGGUCCUACAUCUGCAAAGCUGAGAUGGGGAAGAUAACGGAUGCUUCGCUGAUGGUGAGCAAUGCGCUUCACCAUUUGGACUUGAUAGUGUCGAAAUUUGAUGAGCAAAACGAAAACGUUCUAGGCCGUAUGUCGAAAGUCUCGAAGGAGAUCCAAUGCCUGCGAAACAAGGUUUCAGGGGCGAAAGACAAAGUAAGAUGUGUGAAAAGCGACACUGUCCAUCAAAUAACCGCAGUCGACUCCAAAGGCAUGAAGAAUGUUAUACAUAGUGAGGAGAGCUGGGCUGUAAUGGCAAAAGUAGACGAUGAGAACAUGGAAAAGAUGCGUAUGACGAAGGCCGUUGACCAACUCGAGAAGCGGGUGGCGGAAUUAGAGAACAUUGCAAAGGUAAGGGAAGAAGUGUUGUUCGGGCUUGUGGAUGAGAAAAAGGAGGCCAUCAGGCAACUGUGUCUCUCGAUCAACUAUUACCGAGAUCGCUGUCUUCAAUACCGGGAGGUGAUCUCGAAGAUCGCUGCUAGCCGGAGGCGCACAACCUGAGUUUUGAUCUCAUCUCCAUAAGACGAUUCUGGUGCAGCCGUGCGGUGCUUAUAAUCUGGUUCUUCCUUUUCUCAAGUGGCAUAGUGAGCAUUGCUUAUUUUGAUCCACCAUUUGAUUAGGCGGGCAACCUCGCUAAUCAAGCGUAACUUUCUGAAAAUCCUUUGUGGCGGUCCUUUUAUUUUUGGUCUAAUGGAGAGAAACAUCUCCAAGACAAUUUGAGAUUUCGUUGGCAAAAACUUUGUUCUUGUAACGGGUACUUUAUAUACUGCUUUGCAGUAUGAAAAUUCAAUC